AUGGCGUGUCCCCCCGCCGUGCGCGAGGCGUUUGCCCUCUUUGACAAGGACGGCGAUGGAGAAAUCAGCGGCAAGGAAAUCCUGAUGGUCAUCCGCUCUUGCGGUGUCAUGCCGACUCCAGAAGAGAUCAAGGCUCUCCCCGCGACCAUGAACUGGACCGAUUUCGAGGGCUGGAUGUCGAAGAAGCUGGCCUCCUGCAACCCCGAGCAAGACCUGGUGAAGGCCUUCAAGAUCUUUGAUCGCGCGAACGACGGCACAAUCUCCGCGGACGAGCUCGGACAGGUCAUGAAGGCGCUCGGCGAGCUCCUGACCGACGAUGAAGUGGAGCAGAUGAUCAAGGAGGCAGACCCGAACAAGACCGGUCGCAUCCAAUACGCGAACUUCGCCAAGCUCCUCGUCAGCUAA
This is a messenger RNA of Besnoitia besnoiti, 405 nucleotides long. Its product is annotated as putative calmodulin. Gene Ontology annotation, molecular function: calcium ion binding; enzyme regulator activity. The transcript has 2 exons. Bases 1 to 405 code for a protein of 134 amino acids. Lineage: Eukaryota; Apicomplexa; Conoidasida; Eucoccidiorida; Sarcocystidae. The record is from RefSeq and is a predicted model, not a curated record.